Messenger RNA from Colletotrichum phormii, 1882 nucleotides. Its product is annotated as ATPase. NCBI's taxonomy places the organism in Eukaryota, Fungi, Ascomycota, Sordariomycetes, Glomerellales, Glomerellaceae. The transcript is spliced from 4 exons. Gene Ontology annotation, biological process: extraction of mislocalized protein from mitochondrial outer membrane. Gene Ontology annotation, cellular component: mitochondrial outer membrane. The record is from RefSeq and is a predicted model, not a curated record. Gene Ontology annotation, molecular function: ATP hydrolysis activity; ATP binding. The coding region runs from base 268 to 1539 and encodes 423 amino acids.
GUCGGCUCGACUCAAUUCUCUGGGGCGUUGGACACGUCUAUCUCGUUGCCGGCUAUAAUACUCCAUCCCGCUACUUGGACACGCCCCUGCCGAACCACCAGACGACUUAUCUCUCCAACGCGACGUUGAGAGGAUUCUUUCCUGCGCCCAGGUAGACGACACUUGCCAUAAAACCCACGCCGACACAUGACAGCAAACAACCGAGAACACCCGAUUUAGGCCGUUUCAAUCUUACCGUGUCGGCCCUCUGCCGCAACGCCAACACUGAUGACGGGCGACCUCGACCGUUGGCUGGGUUCCGUCGGAAAGCUCCUCGGCAUGGGUGACCGAAAGAAGGGAUUGGGCGAUUUUGCCCUCGACCUGCUGUUGGUGGCUGGUAUGAUGGCAACCGGCGUUUACCUCGCAAGAAACUUUCUUUCUUCCCUCACGAAUACCCUCGCCGACCCCGAUCGAGAGAAACAUGAGCAAGCACGGCUACAGGCCAAGGCUCAUCUAGAGCGCUUGCGCAAAGGCAAGAACGCGAGCAAACCUGGCGAAGAUCCAUCGGAUGACAGCAGCGUUUCUCGUCGCGGGCCAAAGCCGGAAGAGUUGGUGUUGAAUGAAUAUGAGAAUACCAUUGCGCUCGAAAUGGUGGCUCCGGAGGAUAUUCCAAUCGGCUUUGCUGACAUCGGUGGCUUGGAGGAUAUUAUUGAUGAACUCAAGGAAUCUGUCAUCUACCCGUUGACUAUGCCGCAUUUGUAUUCUCAUGCGGCACCCCUACUAUCCGCGCCCUCUGGUGUGCUACUCUAUGGACCUCCAGGAUGCGGUAAAACUAUGCUGGCCAAGGCAGUCGCUCAUGAGAGUGGUGCUUCCUUCAUCAACCUCCAUAUUUCGACAGUGACGGAAAAGUGGUACGGCGACUCCAACAAACUAGUCCGAGCCGUAUUCUCGUUGGCUCGUAAGAUGCAGCCCGCCAUCAUCUUCAUUGAUGAGAUCGAUGCGGUCUUGGGCACAAGAAGGAGCGGCGAGCACGAGGCCAGCGGAAUGGUCAAGGCCGAGUUCAUGACCCUGUGGGAUGGAUUGACGUCGUCAAAUUCUUCAGGCAUGCCAGCGAGGAUUGUUGUUCUCGGUGCCACAAACAGAAUACAUGACAUCGAUGAGGCUAUCCUCAGGCGCAUGCCCAAGAAGUUCCCUGUUUCUCUUCCUGGCAAGGAGCAGAGACAACGGAUUCUGCAGCUCAUUCUGAAGGACACAAAGACAGACCCGGAGUUUAGUGUGGAGUACAUUACCAAAGUCACAGCUGGUAUGUCGGGCAGUGACAUCAAAGAAGCCUGCCGUGAUGCUGCUAUGGCACCGGUCCGUGAAUAUAUGCGAGAGCAUCGGGCGGGUGGCAACUCCAUGUCCAGCAUCACACCAGAGAACUUCAGAGGUAUUCGGACAGAGGAUUUCUUUGGCCGCAAGGGUGGAGGUCAAAUCCUCAUGGAGAACCACGCAAAACACUCCAAAACUUCGAGGUCAUCAGUAGACGAGUACGAAGACAUUGUCGAAGAACUGGGUUGAUUUGGUCAUGCAGUUGGUCUGUUAUGAAGGGAAUGAUAGACCUAACGGAAGUCUGCUCUGAAAGGGCAGUGUUCUUCUACCCGCUACGUCGGAAACAUCCAUACAGCUUGAUUGCCUGCAGUGGGCAAUCUUCGCAUUUCAUGCUAGAAUAAGACCUUUUGUACAAGUAAAUGUACCGAUACAAGGAGGAAACGGAAAUCGAAAUACCAUGACUUUACACGACAUAACUUGCAAUGUUUCCACGCGCUAGCAACCUGCCUUAGCAGCACUAAAGGCCCCCUCCUUUGUACAUGCAUGAACAGCUGCCACGACUUUUCAUUUGAACCGCCUAUUGCCUCAGUAU